Messenger RNA from Histoplasma mississippiense, 564 nucleotides. RefSeq lists its product with no specific name. Gene Ontology annotation, molecular function: translation release factor activity. NCBI's taxonomy places the organism in Eukaryota, Fungi, Ascomycota, Eurotiomycetes, Onygenales, Ajellomycetaceae. Bases 1 to 564 code for a protein of 187 amino acids. The record is from RefSeq and is a predicted model, not a curated record. Gene Ontology annotation, biological process: translational termination. Gene Ontology annotation, cellular component: mitochondrion. The transcript is spliced from 3 exons.
AUGUCUCUGUGGAGGAUAAGACAACAAUGGCAGCACCCAAUUGGCUUGCUGAGGGUGUUUUCACACUGCUGUCAGUUAUCCGUGAAGCAAAUGCCACCCCGGCCCAAACUGGAUCUGUCAGAAGUCACCGGCAGCUAUCUGAAAGGAACAGGGCCUGGAGGACAGGCAAUUAACAAAACAAACUCGGCGGUCCAACUCAUUCACAAGCCCACAGGAAUCGUUGUCAAAUCUCAGGCGACGAGAUCACGCACGCAGAACCAAAAGAUAGCCAUGGGUAUCUUAGCGGAAAAGGUCGAGCUACAGCUAAAGGGUGAGCAAAGUCGGGCUGCUAUUAAAGCUGAGGCGAAGAAGAAAAAGAAGGCUAGUAGAGAGAAGAAGGCACGGAGGAAGUACAGGAGAUUGGAGGAAGAGAAGAGAAAGCUGGGAGUGGAAGCGGAAGAGAGAAAGGAAGAGGGCAGUGAGGAGGUGGACUCGACAGAGUCGGAUGAGCCGGUGGACGGCUAUGAAGGAGUGAAUCCGGAUAGGAAGGAAAGCGCCAUCCUCAUUGCUCUACGAGUGAUCUGA